Messenger RNA from Choloepus didactylus (southern two-toed sloth), 1947 nucleotides. RefSeq names its product solute carrier family 35 member C2 (gene SLC35H1). Lineage: Eukaryota; Metazoa; Chordata; Mammalia; Pilosa; Megalonychidae. The transcript is spliced from 10 exons. Gene Ontology annotation, cellular component: cis-Golgi network; endoplasmic reticulum-Golgi intermediate compartment; Golgi apparatus. Bases 340 to 1458 code for a protein of 372 amino acids. Gene Ontology annotation, biological process: UDP-glucose transmembrane transport. Gene Ontology annotation, molecular function: antiporter activity. The record is from RefSeq and is a predicted model, not a curated record.
UCGCCUCUCCCAGCGGGGGACGGCGUCCGGCCUCGCACUUCCGGCGCGAGGAUCCUGGCCGCGAGCGUCACAUACGGAGCGUCAGACCUGGGACCUGUGAGCCCUGCCUCCAGUUAACCAUGGAGAGGGUUGACUCGGGCCACCAGCCUCUUAGGUGAGGACUCUGCCUGGGGCUCCGUGGACCAUUCCGAGUCAUGGAGUCAGAGAGAAUUCCGUUAACCAGGAGAUGUUCCUGUUGAAAGUCGUGGCCCAGCUCAACCAGCUCCUCCUGGGAGCUGCCUUCAAGAGAGACGCCUACACCCACUGACCCAGGAAGCUAAAGUACUGCAGCUUCCACGGAUGGGGAGGUGGGCCUUCGACGUGGCCUUUGUGUGGAAGGCACUCUUGACUCUGGGGCUGGUCCUUCUCUACUACUGCUUCUCUAUUGGCAUCACCUUCUACAACAAAUGGCUGACAAAGAGCUUCCAUUUCCCCCUCUUCAUGACCAUGCUGCACCUGGCUGUGAUCUUCCUGUUCUCCGCCUUGUCCAGGGCGCUGGUUCAGUGCUCCAGCCACAGGGCCCGCGUGGUGCUGAGCUGGACCGACUACCUCAGAAGAGUAGCUCCCACAGGGGAUGCUCUUGUCUCCACAGCACUGGCAACGGCACUUGACGUGGGCUUGUCCAACUGGAGCUUCCUGUACAUCACCGUCUCGCUGUACACAAUGACCAAAUCCUCAGCUGUCCUCUUCAUCUUGAUCUUCUCUCUGAUCUUCAAGCUGGAGGAGCUGCGAGCAGCCCUGGUCCUGGUGGUGGUCCUCAUUGCCGGGGGCCUCUUCAUGUUCACCUAUAAGUCCACACAGUUCAACGUGGAGGGCUUCGCCUUGGUGCUGGGCGCCUCGUUCAUUGGCGGCAUUCGCUGGACCCUCACCCAGAUGCUUCUGCAGAAGGCUGAACUUGGGCUCCAGAAUCCCAUCGACACCAUGUUCCACCUGCAGCCACUCAUGUUCCUGGGGCUCUUCCCUCUCUUUGCCAUAUUUGAAGGUCUCCAUUUGUCCACAUCUGAGAAAAUCUUCCGUUUCCAGGACCCAGGGCUGCUUCUGCGGGUACUCGGGAGCCUCUUCCUGGGCGGGAUUCUCGCCUUUGGUUUGGGCUUCUCCGAGUUUCUCCUGGUCUCCAGAACCUCCAGCCUCACUCUCUCCAUUGCCGGCAUUUUUAAGGAAGUCUGCACUCUGCUGUUGGCAGCUCAUCUGCUGGGUGACCAGAUCAGCCUUCUCAACUGGCUGGGCUUUGCCCUCUGCCUCUCAGGGAUAUCCCUGCAUGUCGCCCUCAAAGCCCUGCACCCCAGAGGUGAUGAUGACCCUAAACCUUUGAAGGGGCUGGGCUCCAACCCUGACCUGGAGCUGCUGCUCCGGAGCAGCCAGCAGGAGGAAGAUGACAAUGAGGAGGAAGAGUACUUCGUGGCCCAGGGGCAGCAGUGACCAGCCAAGGGUUAGCAGCUUGGAUGCAGGCUGCUGCCCACCCGUGGUGCUGCGUCACACUUGGCUGAGCGGCUCAGGUGGGCCUGGGUCACUCUUUGUGACAGGGGGAGAGCAGGGGAGCUGGGAGUUGCCCAGGCUGGGCCUCAGGGCAUUGCGUAGCCACGUGGCAGAGCUCUGGGACAGGGCAUGUGGCUCCUACCCUUCCUUUCAGAGCCUGGUCAAAUGAGGGUGAGCCCCAGGCCACAUGGCCCCAGUUCUGGCCCAAUCUGCGACCAAGCUGUGCUGGAGCCACAGCUGGAGACUACCUGACUCUGAUAGCCACGAUUGGAAUCGCAGAGGCACAAGGGGUUUCUAAGCGGACUGGGUUUGGACUGCAGAGCACUUGGGAAAGAAAGAUGGAGAUGCUGGGGCCUCGUCACCUAUGAAGUGUCUUUGCUUGGAAAGCAGAUUUAUUUAUAGUUGGAAAUAAAUGGUUUAUGGUCCAGUGGC